Cataglyphis hispanica is the source of this 3335-nucleotide messenger RNA. Its product is annotated as purine nucleoside phosphorylase. Gene Ontology annotation, molecular function: purine-nucleoside phosphorylase activity. The record is from RefSeq and is a predicted model, not a curated record. Gene Ontology annotation, biological process: nucleoside metabolic process. The coding region runs from base 134 to 1123 and encodes 329 amino acids. Gene Ontology annotation, cellular component: cytoplasm. NCBI's taxonomy places the organism in Eukaryota, Metazoa, Arthropoda, Insecta, Hymenoptera, Formicidae. The transcript is spliced from 6 exons.
AAGUCACACCAGCCAUUAGUCGUAAAAGCGCGUUCGUACCGAUCGGUUAGUUGCUUGCAUUGUUCUUCCUUUUUUAAUUUUAUCGCUAAUUAUUAACGAGUGAUUUCUGUUACGCGUUCUAUUCAAAGUGAAAAUGCCAUUUCCGGAUACUAUUAACGGUCACGACAAUUUUCCGGUCAGACGAUUGACCAAUAACGACAUGUUGCAAACAAAUGCGAAGCAUGCGCGACAAACGUAUACCUUUGAAACGUUGCAAGAAUCAGCACAGUAUUUAUUGGAUCGCAUCAAGAUCAGACCGAAAAUAGGAAUUAUAUGCGGCUCGGGACUGGGAACAUAUGAGCAAAACGAGUUGUGUCCAGGUUCAAUUGCGGAAUCUCUUGUGGACAAGCGAUGCUUUCCCUAUGAAGAAAUUCCACAUUUCCCGGUAUCUACGGUAAAGGGACACACCGGACAGAUGGUCUUCGGGUAUCUCCAGGGUGUACCGGUCAUGUGCAUGCAGGGCAGGUUUCAUUAUUACGAAGGCUACCCACUAUGGAAGUGCGCCAUGCCAGUGAGGGUGAUGAAACUGGUGGGUGUGACACAUUUAAUCGCCACUAACGCAGCCGGCGGUUUAAAUCCUACUUACAAAGUUGGUGAUAUCAUGAUAGUGAAGGAUCAUGUGAAUAUGAUGGGUUUUGCCGGCAACAACCCGCUUCAAGGACCGAAUGACGACAGAUUUGGCCCUCGAUUUCCGCCUAUGAAUAAAGCCUAUAAUGCUGAACUGAUAAAGAUUGGUAGGCAAGUAGCCGAAGAUAUGGGUAUCAGCGAUAUCGUACACAAGGGGGUUUACACGUGUUUAGGUGGUCCUAAUUUCGAGACAGUGGCGGAGUUAAAGAUGCUGAGGAUGGUCGGUGUUGAUGCAGUUGGAAUGUCCACGGUUCAUGAGGUUAUCACUGCACGGCAUUGCGAUCUGACCGUAUUUGCAUUCAGUCUAAUUACCAAUCAAUGCGUCACUGAUUACGAAGAUCAUGGCGAGGCGACCCAUGAAGAGGUAAUGGACGUCGGCAAAGCGCGACAACCAGUUCUUGAAGAAUUUGUAUCCAGAAUCGUGAUACGUCUUAAGGAUAUCCUGGAACCAAAAUGACUGGAUUGAAAAUCAUUCCGAUAUAUGGCAUGCUUCAUUUUAAGAUUCUAAGGAAUCCUUUGAAUUAUUGAUUCAUUCGUUUUCGUUAUUUAUAGACAAAAAAUUUUAAUUAAUUGGAGAUAAAAAGUUAUUGAUAGUGCAAAGAAGUAACGUUUCAGUAUCGUUAUUUUUAAAUUUAAGUUUUGAUUUUUCGUCAUUUUUGAGUUUUCUUAACAAAAAUAUCAAGAUUCUAAUGUAAAUUUAAUACAGAAUAAGUCAAUUGACAAAUCACUCCUCGAAUCUUCAUUAUCUUAUUUUCAUUAUCUUCGUCGUAUUUUACCUAUUUAGUUGGCGCUUCAAUUCUACUUAUCUGAAUUCGAGCUCGAUUCAGAUCUCAAUUGAUUCGUUACACACCUUGAGGGGUCUCGAGUUGGAGAAGGAGAGAUGAGAAAAGGAGAAAUAGGAAAGCCUUAUAGAUAGUUAGUCGGCGCAUUCCCUCAAUUUUCCAUCCUUGUUUCGUUAUCCUCAUCUCGUUUUCGCCUUCUUCUAUCACUAAUGCAUUGUCGUUCAGCUCCAAUAAAUCUUAAACCUUGAUGACCAUAUGGCGCAGGAAUAGCGAAUUAAAUUAUGAUUCGAUAAGCAAAAAAUUUGUGCGGUACUAAAACAAUGUUAUAUGAUGUCUUGUGGAUUAUGAAAUUCUAGUUUUUUUUUCUUUUUUAAACAAUGCUUAGUUUAAGAAGGAUACUAUAUUCGAGAAUAAUUAUGUUUUAAGUACUAUUAAAAACAUUAUAUAUAGAGAGAGGUUUGAUAAACUUCUGCAUCACAAAUUUACAUGAAAUUUUAUAUAAAAUAGAAGAAAAAGUAAGGCAUAAACGUAAUUAGAAGAUUUAAAUGUAAAUAUCAUUACAAUAUAUAUAUAUAUAUAUAUAUAUAUAUAUAUAUAUAUAUAAGAUUUAUAUAUAAGUAAUUGAUGCAAUGCACAUCAUUAUCGUGUUAAUUAUUUAAUUUUUGAAAUUGAUUAGGUAUCGUGUGCAACGUGUAGUAAAAAUUAUACAGAAAUAACUUUUAUUUGGAUAAUUUUUAUUAAUAUUAAAAUAAAUUAAUAAUAAAAUAAAUAUUAAUAUAAAAUAUUUUUAUUAAAAUACGAUAUUUCUUAUGUGAGAACGCUCGAUGGAGAAAUUCAAUAUCGAAGUUCUGAAGUAUUACAUCGUGUGUUUUCCCGCAAGAAAUAGAACUAAAAACUGCCAAUAGAAUAUCGAUGUACUUAUUGACAUGUUUAUUAAAAGCAAUGAAUUACAUGUUUAUUAUAAUAUUGAUUGAAGAAAACGACAAUAUCAUAACGAAAAAUAAUGAAAAAAAUUAAAUAUGUUAAGAAAAAUAUUUUUUUUUAACGUGAUAAUUCAAACACAAAUUUAAUGUGCACAUAUUGUAUUAUUUAAAAUAAUUAUAUGAUAUUAUCAAAGCAAUAUAAAAAAAAACUAAAUUAAAGAUAUAAUUUUGUUACAUACAUUUAUUAUAUUCUUUAAUCAAAUUAUUUUUAAUUUAAUCAUUUUUUAUUAUUAAAUUACUAAUUUGUUAUUUUUAUAUUUAUUAUUAAUACAAGUUAUUUCUAGUUUAACAACUAUUCAUUAUGUGUCUUAAUUUAUAAUUUAUUUUUCUAAUCAUACUAUUAGGUGUACAUCUUGAUACAGUUACUAUUAUAUAUAUGUACUUAUAAAUUUUUAAUCUAUUUUGUAAUUUUACAAAGCUAUUCUUUUUUGAUAAUUUUUUCGUCUUUUAUAGACAUUGUCAAGAAGCAAAAUUUAUAAUUUUUCUUAAUCAAGUUACGUAUAAUCAAUAAGGAAAAAUAUGCGAUUAUAUUGCGAUUUAAAAUGUAGAUAUAGUGUAAAAAAUAGUGUUAUAUUUUAAUUAUAUAUACAUUGAUUAACACUAUCCAUAAUGAUUGUGUAACUAACUGUUAUCCACAAACGGAGAUUCAUGUAUCUCUAUAAAUAAAAAAUAUAGAAAUGCAAAAAGUGUGCAUUUCGUAUAGUUGUAUAUAUGUUCUAUAAAAUGGUACGUGUAUAAUUCGAUUAUCUAUACUUUCUAAUUUGUAUCCAUAAAAUAUUUUUGUUGCCUAAAUAAUUUUAUCACGUAUUCUUGUAAAAAUUUAAUAUUAUUAUAAAAUGUAUUAAAAAUUGUACGUAUUAAGAUAUUUAAUAAACGAUAUGUUUUAAUGUAAAAAAUAAUAAAA